Papaver somniferum (opium poppy) is the source of this 1787-nucleotide messenger RNA. RefSeq names its product protease Do-like 7. The record is from RefSeq and is a predicted model, not a curated record. Bases 929 to 1357 code for a protein of 142 amino acids. The transcript has 13 exons. Lineage: Eukaryota; Viridiplantae; Streptophyta; Magnoliopsida; Ranunculales; Papaveraceae.
UCUCUUCACUCUUCUCUCGUUCUCUUCUCUCAUGUCUGAAAUUCGAAUGAUUUAGCGAUUUCAGAGAUCUCAAAUCCCAAAUCAAGCCGACCAAUUCAUUUUCCGACUUAGGGUUGUUAGGUUAACGUAUGAAAGUUGUUUUAGGGUUCGGUUUCUCUUCUCUAGUCUCUAAAAACUCUGCACAAAGAAGAAAAAAGCCCUGAACUUCUCAUUUCCUUUAAGUGUAAUGAAGUGUUUCGCUUGAUUUCAUCUUAUGUUUGAUUUUUGAUUCUGGAUUUAAUUGAAUCUGAUUUUGUGUGAAACCCAUUUUCUGUUAGGUUAACAAGAAAAUGCUAAUAGUACUAGAGUUUUUGAUUUGAGAGAUCAUGAAGAGGAACAAGGCUUUCCUUGUCAAAGAGUUUGCAAAUAGAAAUCGGGUGGUUCCGAUCUGUAAAGAACCUAAUAAUUUCUACAACGUUAACUCCUUCAAACACUCUGGGUUAGCGAAUGCAAAGACAGUUCCAAUUCAAGCUGGAAAUGAUUCGGGUUUUGUUGCAUCUCAUUGUUCACAGGCAUAUAGGUGAGAGCUGAUGAUGUUGCGGUCACAGUUUGAGAUGCUGGUCCAGUCGUGGUUGCCGACGGAAGGGCAGGGGUUGCUACGAACCUGUUUAAUGAACCCACAGGAACCUGAAAUCUCGGGAAACAUUUUUGACAAACUGGAAGCAUCGUACAGCUUAAAGGGUAACUUGCCUGUCAAUCUAUUACCAGUAACUUAUCCGAGCCAAAGUCAUACACAAGCUUUCAGCACACAGGAUGAUUUUCCCAAGACUGUUACGAGGAAAUUUAGUCAGGGAUCAUCUCCCGCGAGCAUGGAUUUUCAUCCCAUUCAAUAAACUCUACUUUUGGUUGGUACCAGUGUUGGAGACAUUGUAUUGUGGGAAGCUGGUUCAUGCGAGAGGCUGCAUCUGGGACAAAAGGUGGUUCAAGUGGUUCUCCAGUAGUGGAUUGGCAAGGAAGAGCAGUGGCCUUAAAUCCAGGAAACAAAUCAUCAAGUGCUUCAACAUUUUUCCUUCCAUUAGAGAGAGUUGUGAGGGCGUUAAGGUUUAUUCAAAAGAGUAAAGACUCAUCUGGAAGUGGAUGGGAGGAUGUAACUAUUCCUCGUGGUACCCUCCAGGUUCAAGACUUACAUUCUAUAACUCCAAACUUCUUCUUGGAAGUAAGUGGUGCAGUUAUCCAGUCUCUUUCCUACCAACAGUCCAGAAAUUUCCGUUUCAAAUGUGGCCUGGUGUAUGUUGCUGAACCCGGGUACAUGCUUUCUAGAUCAGCUGUUCCUCACCAUGCCAUCAUAAAGAAAUUUGCAGGGAAAGAGAUACCAUAGUUGGAUGACCUAAUACUAGUGAUAUCUGAUGAGCUGUCUAGGGGUGCUCGAGUCCCUUUGGAAUACAUAAACUACGUGGACCGCCAUCGCAACAAGGAAUUGGAGAAGGAACAUACUGCGGAAGGUGUAUAAGCAGCUGGAAGCUUUGUGGAUCUUGAAGGCUACAAGUAGUUGGGAGGAAAUCUCAUAUUGAUGAAGUAUGGAUGAUUCCUUUGUAUAGUUGGGAGGGAAUCUCAUCUGGAAACUGGAGUACAACACUCCCUCCCUGCUCACUAGUAUGUUUCUCUACUAAUAUUUCUUUAUUUCGCUGUUACUUGUCAUUAUUUGAAGGCAAACCAAUUUAGGAAAUGACUCUAUGUUUUCCUAGUUGCAUCCUUUCUCAUUCCUUAUAAACUGAAGAGUGAACCCAUGUAUGCCUCUCUUUUUGAAU